This is a messenger RNA of Aureococcus anophagefferens, 1368 nucleotides long. RefSeq lists its product as hypothetical. NCBI's taxonomy places the organism in Eukaryota, Pelagophyceae, Pelagomonadales, Pelagomonadaceae. The record is from RefSeq and is a predicted model, not a curated record. The transcript is spliced from 2 exons. The annotation marks the transcript as partial. Gene Ontology annotation, molecular function: ATP binding; microtubule binding; microtubule motor activity. Gene Ontology annotation, biological process: microtubule-based movement.
AUCUGCAUCUGCGUGCGGAAGCGGCCCAUCGGCCGGCGGGAGGUCGCGGCGAACGACCACGACGCGGUGUCGUGCGUGCACCCGGCCGUCGUCGUCCACGACUGCCGCCACCGCGUCGACGGCAUCACCAAGUACCUGAACAACACGCAGUUCGCCUUCGACCACGCGUUCUCCGAGGCCGUCGAGACCGAGGAGGUCUACGCGUGCGUCGGCGCGCCGCUCGUCGACUUCGUCGUGUCGCGCCGGGGCCGCGCGACGAUCUUCGCCUACGGCCAGACGGGCUCGGGCAAGACCUACACGAUGGAGGGCAUCCAGGACCGCGCGGCCUACGCGGUCUUCACGGCGCUCGGGAACGCCGGCGGCGUCAACGUCGGCGUGUCGUUCUUCGAGAUCUACGGCGGCCGGUGCCAGGACCUGCUGCGGGACCGGGCGCGGCUCCAGGUCCGCGAGGACGGCAAGGGCGAGGUCAACGUCGUGGGCCUGUCCGAGGCCGCCGCGCCGUCGCCGGAGGCGCUGCUCGAGACGAUCCGCGAGGGCAACGAGCUCCGGACGAAGCAGCGGACGGAGAUGAACGACGCGUCGUCGCGGUCGCACGCGAUCUGCUCCAUCUGCCUCCGGGAAAAGGCGUCGGGCAAGCUGCUGGGCAAGCUGAGCCUCGUGGAUCUGGCGGGCAGCGAGCGCGGCCAGGACACGCGGAGCCACAACCGCCAGCUCCGGACGGAAUCCGCGGAGAUCAACAAGAGCCUGCUCGCGCUCAAGGAAUGCAUCCGGGGCCUGGCGACGCGCGACGCGCACGUGCCCUUCCGCGCGUCCAAGCUCACCAUGGUGCUCCGCGACUCCUUCGUGCGGCCGCACUGCCGCGUCGCCAUGAUCGCGACGGUGUCGCCGUCCGUGUCCGCGACGGACCACACGAUCAACACGCUCCGCUACGCGGACCGCGUCAAGGAGAAGCAGCCCCACGCCGUCCAGCCGCUGUCGGAGCGCAACGCGGCGGCCGAGGCCAACGAGCGCCGCGGCGGCGCCAAGGACGACCGGCCGCCGUCCGCGCGCGCGCCCGGCGCCGACGCCGCGCGCGACCGGCGCCGGUCCUCCGCUCCCCGCACGGUGGACAGCCUCUUCGAGGAGGAGGAGGCGCUGCUCAACGCGCACAUGAACGUCAUCCAGGAGAACGCGGAGCUCCUCACGGAGGAGGGCCGCAUGCUCCAGCAGGUCCAGGGCGGCGACGUGCCCGACUACGACAUCGACACCUACGUGUCCCGGCUCCAGGCCAUCCUCGACCGCAAGGCCGAGCAGAUCGCCACGCUCCAGGCGCAGCUCCACAAGUUCGCCAAGAAGCUCCGCGAGGAGGAGGACCAGUCCCAGCGCGUC